AUCUAAAUGCGCAACUGGCGAGGGUCGAGUUUUAAACACCGGGUAUCCGACAUAAAAAUGUUAUUCUGUAUACGAGAAUCCGCUCCUGCAUUUGUAAUUAUGAUAUUGUUAAUGCUCGCACAGUUGAUAAGGAUUCGUUGAUUAGUAUAACCCGGUAAGAGAUCAUUGCAAGUACACACGAUCGUUGUAUAUAAGUGAAUACACAAUGACCUUGACUAACCUUUAGCUGCUGCUACUGGCGAUUAGACUUAAUGACACUUUCACUAAUGCAAAUGUGCUUCAGCUAGACGGACCAAACGCAAGUUUAGUAUUUUUUUCGAGACCGUGAGGUGCACUGCCAUCUAGGUGUAUAAUUUCUAUAUCAUAAGGCCUAAAGACAGACACGACACGAUGAAUCCCGGCAGUCCGAACGCUUUAUAUCCGUUCAAAAGGCCGUGGAUGAGGGACAGCGGGGCUGCAGCACCAGCGGCGGGUAAUACGGGUAUCAAGGGGAUCAUAGCGGGUGGUAUAACCGGGGGUAUAGAAAUAUGCAUAACAUUCCCAACAGAAUACGUUAAAACACAAUUGCAACUAGACGAAAAAGGUGACAGGAAGAAGUAUAACGGUAUUUUCGAUUGUGUGAAGAAGACUGUAAAAAGUCAUGGGUUUUUCGGACUUUACAGGGGGCUUAGCGUGCUGUUAUAUGGAUCUAUACCCAAGAGUGCGGUGAGAUUUGGUUCCUUUGAGACCUUCAAGAAACAAAUGGUACAGGAAAAUGGUACCUUGACCCCAGGGGGUCGGCUAUUGUGCGGUUUAGGAGCCGGGGUCAGUGAGGCCGUUCUGGCGGUGACACCUAUGGAGACAAUUAAGGUUAAAUUCAUCAACGACCAGAGGACGGGGAACCCUAGGUUCAAGGGUUUCGUCCACGGAGUAGGGUUGAUCCUCAGGGAACAAGGAAUUGGUGGAGUAUACAAAGGCCUAACAGCGACAAUAAUGAAGCAAGGUUCGAAUCAAGCUAUACGGUUUUUCGUGAUGGAAACGCUCAAGGAUAUGUACAAAGGCGGAGAUAAAGACAAGAAGAUACCUAAAUAUGUAGUAGGGGCAUUUGGAGCAUUUGCAGGUGCCUGUUCGGUGUACGGAAACACGCCCAUAGACGUGAUAAAAACUAGAAUGCAGGGCUUGGAAGCAUCAAAGUACAAAAACACCUUGGAUUGUUUCAUACAGAUAUGGAAGAACGAAGGCCCGUUUGCGUUCUAUAAAGGAACCGUACCGCGGUUAGGAAGAGUAUGCUUGGAUGUCGCUAUCACAUUUAUGAUUUAUGACAGUUUCAUGGAAGUGUUCAACAAGAUUUGGCCAUAAUUUAUCCCAUACUUUCUAUAUUAGAAAGUGGACGCAUUUUUAAUAGUUGUUUUGUAAAAAGGGAGGGGUGGAGGUUGUCAAAGAUUCUAUAGAUUGUUUAUAAGGAUUUUUUAUCUGCAUUACUCCUACUCUAGAGAGCUUUAGAGGUACUUCAAAACAGGGUAAUCGAUAUUUGCAAUUUUUAUGACUUUUACACAUAUUCUAACAAGUUUUUGUUUCUUACCAUAUAUUGAUAUGCUCCAUUUCUCAAUCGUGUUGAGCUUCUAGGGUUGCGUAUAGACUAUAUUAACGAGUGAUCGAUUGUUUUUUUCCACGUCCCCUCUCGAGUCUGGAUCGGGGCGUUCCGACGUCGGCGCGGUUUUUCGUUUAUUUUUAACGGUUCGCGAAAGGUUUUAUCGGAAAACGAUACCGUUUCGGAAACUAGAAACUCGGCGCUUUACGAGCCAGUAAGAACCGUCUAGGUACGAGGACGAAGUAUGUUUUAAAACGACUGUUAAAGUCUAAAAGAAGGGUCGAUUUUCGUGCUGUUCGAUAUUCAAUUUAUAUCUCCUCCAAAGAUAACCGAGAUACGGACCUGGCGACUUUUGCAUAAAAAAGCCCAUACUCCGGACUCUAGGAUGAAAGUAUUUUCAUCUCGUUAUUCCGUUCCGUUGUAAAGUUUCGAUUUUUUAAAAUUUCUCGACUACUUUUCGAUAGAUGACCAUGUUUCCGGCUGUGUCCGUAUUGCUACUAUAUGUAUGCAAGAUAAAAAUGAUAUAGCGAUUGAAAAAUAAACAUUUUGAGCGUAGGAAACGAUCCUGACUGUUAGAAUUCCCGUCAGAUGUCGAAAAAGCAAACUUUUAGGGCCUCAAAGGUAUCUGAUGACAAGCCAUUUUUCGGCGUACUUUGUCUUCUUCGUUACGAAUCGAGAUAGCUACGAUUUUUUUUAGAAAAACGAAAGACCAAAUUAACAUAUUUUGUGAUACAUACUUUUCACCCUUAACGUUCCAUGAAUUUUUGGGUUGGAAAGGGUAUCACAAAUCCAAUUUGUAUUGUGUAUUUGUAUUGAUUAUUCUAAAUGCUUUUAGUCAUGAGUUAUAAAAAAAUAACAAAAUUAUGUUACCUAAUAUUUCGUGAUUCUUCUAAUUUUUAUCUUAAAUUAUUUAUGUACAUAUUACGAUAAUUUUAAUGCAUUUAUUUAAUCAUAUCGUUAUAUUUUAUUAGGUAACAGUUUCCUUGUAAAGUAUAAUACUUUGAUAUAAUCAUGUCGACUAUUUAAAUACAUGUUUGGAAUAGACUUUACACAAAUGUCAAAAACAUUGAAAAGCAUUUCACUUUUUUAGAACACGACAUUCCACAAAAUGCAUUUUAGCUUUACGUAGAAAUAGAUUCUACACUCCAUAAAAGGUGAAAGCCCUUGGAAAUGAAAACUAAAUGAAAUAGAACUCAGGGCGCUGGAAUCAUGCAGACAAUUUUAUUUUUUGCUAUCCGUUAAUGCUUAUUUUCUUUUGUGUAACGAUGCAUUAGCGGUUUUAGAAGCCAGGUAUACAGGAAAGUGUAACUAUAACCAAUUCUAGUGAUGGAAAUUUUAUUCUACGACUAUGCUGUGUAGCAUCGAUUUUUAAUGAAAUUCUAGGUGCCAUCUUCGAAUACUUUUUAUACGAAUGACGUUGAAAUUGAAAGAGCCUGAAAUCUAAAACUACGCUAGUCGCGUUCGUUUUGCAGGUGAAGUGAGACAGUCCAAAUAGAGAAAUGAGGCUGUCAGUUAAAUACGUCAAUAUAUUUCAGAACAUAACCUAAACAUGACCCAUCCCUGAUUAUUUUAAGUAAACUGUAGAGUACUUUAAUUGUGAACACAAUUCAAAUUCAGUGGAUAUUGGACCUAAACAAAAUAAACUGAAGUGUGAGACAAGCGAUUCUGAGAUUGUGUGUAAAACGAACGUAGCUACUCUUUACUAAGAUACUUCAACACGUUAAAACAUAACAACCAUUACAAGCUGAUCUUCCGUCCUCCAAAAUAUCCCAUACCUUUCUAGCGACGCCGAAGUUUUUAUGCGAUUAGUUUUGCACAAAGUAAGUAGUAAAUUUUUUGCAUUAUGAUAAAAUCGAAUUAGGAAUUAACCAAAUUUUAAAUCAAUAUUUGUUCUAAGUAGCUCUGAUACGUUACUGAAUUUUCAUUGUUGCCCAUAUUUCAAAAUUAACACAAUAGACGUCAGAACGUGUUGAAGUAUCGUGGACAAUUGUCUAAUUUGCGUUUACAAUUGAAACUUAUUUAUCUCUUUUUGCAUUUAUACGCAUUUUUCCGUACCGAUGAAACUACAGUCCUAAUACAGAUGUUAUAUUUUUAUACAAACAGAACUGUGUGUAAUUUUAAGGUGAAUAUAUAUUUCGAUUUGUCUUGAGACGCGAAAUUGUAAAAAUUGUUUAACCAUAUUUCUUUUGUUACGUCUUUUGUAUCUUUUAUUGAAUUUGUUGCGAGCUAUUUGUUGUUUCAUGUUUGUGUUUAUUUAUGAAAAGCUAAAUUAAAGAAAUAAAUGGGAGGCUGAAUAUAGA
Acanthoscelides obtectus is the source of this 3870-nucleotide messenger RNA. Lineage: Eukaryota; Metazoa; Arthropoda; Insecta; Coleoptera; Chrysomelidae. The record is from the annotation of a GenBank genome assembly.